ACGCAUGAGCUGCGCGUACGCCAUGAAGUUUCAAAGUGAAAGUUGAAGUGGGAUUAAAGUUCGUCGAGUUUGCUCCCUGUAACGCACUUUACGAUCACACAAACUUCUACACGAAUAUGUGUCCAAUGCACAGUAGUCAUAAUAUGUUUAUCUUUGAUUUACAGAUUGACGCGCGCGCGGGGACUGUUGUAAAGGGCGGAGAAAACGGGCGCUUUAAAUCGGUGAGGAAAAAUACCCAGUGAUGGCUGCGGAGGAUAGGCCAGACACUGAACCCAAUGAUCUGUGUUUGGAAGAAGAGCUUUUCUCUUUGAGAUCACAAGCAGAGGCACUGCGACAGGAACUGAAGACAUGUAAGGAUGAACUUCAGAAGUUACAGAAACAGCUCAGCCAAAGCGAACGACUGCAGAAGACAACAGAUAGCUACAAUAAAGAUCUCAGACAGCAGGUUGAUAGACUGAGUGCAGAAAUCCAUGAGAGAAAGAAAAGAGAAAAAGAUAAAGUGGAUGCUGAGACUCAGACGGAGGAAUACACCUGGACAGAGACAGAUUAUUAUAAUUAUUACUAUGGCGGAUACUAUCAGUCUGGAACGGAGACAACAGCAGAAACACAGGAGAAUGUUGUCACGGAAACUCAAGAAGCAUCGGAACACACUGAGGUGCACCCCAUAACAACAGAACCAUCCAAUACUGAGCAGACAGAUGGAUCGAGUGAUUUUCCACAAACAGAGGAGGCCUCUGGAGAAGGUGGCUCUGUAGCUGACAUGCUCAGAGCAACAGCCGAGGAAGCAUUGUACCAGACCAACUUUGUGUUUGAUGAAAGUUCCGGCAUGUACUAUGACCACAGCACUGGAUUUUACUAUGACUCUACCAGUCAGCUGUACUAUGAUGCCAACACAGGCAUGUACUAUUACUAUGACCCAGAAAGCGGAAAAUACCAAUUCCACUAUAGGAUAGAGGUGCUUGCUGCACAACCCGAAGUGGAGCAGACGCCACAGAGGAAGACCAAAGACUGGAAAAACAGGAAGUCAGUGAAGAAUACAGAUAGAGCUUCCUGUCCCAACGGAGAGGUUCAGGAUUUGACUAACUCAAUGGCUCAGUUGAAGAUAGAACAUUUGAGGCGGAUUGGAGUCAGAGAAACUUGGCCACCAUGUGUUCGGGUAACAGUGGUUCAUUCUCCUGUACUGCAGACUGGAACCCUCUUCAUCCUCACGGCUGACACUGUUGCCACCAUCGGCAGAGAGAAAGACAUGAAUCACGCCAUCAGAAUCCCUGAGAUGGGAGUCAGUAAGUCCCAUGCAGAGGUUUAUUUUGACCAGGAGCAGCAGUGUUAUGUGCUAAUAGAUCAGGGCAGUCAAAACGGGACUGUCAUCAAUGGGAACAGAAUACUACAGCCCAAAGUUCACUGUGACCCUUGCCCUUUGACCCACGGGGAUGAAGUGAAGAUGGGAGAGACAGUUUUGUCCUUCCACAUUCACAUGGGAACGGACACAUGUGACGGCUGUGAACCGGGACAGGUCAAAGCACAUCUGAAUCGCCAUAAAAGAGAGGAGAACUCUGGACCUGUUCUUAGUAAGGAGGAUAAGGAGAUUCAAAGACAAAAAGAACUAAAGAUGAUAAAGGUCAAAUAUGGUCUCAAAAAUAGUGAUUAUGAGGAACAGAAGGCCCUGAAGAACAGCAGGUAUAAAGACAGAGCGGAAAACCGUCGGCAGACAGUUGGGAGCGAGGGAACGUUCCAGAGAGAUGAUGCCCCUGCUUCUGUUCACGUUGAAAUUGGAGAAGAGAAUAAGGGCAGACAGAUGCUGGAGAAGAUGGGCUGGAAACGAGGAGAAGGUCUUGGCAAGGAUGGAGCUGGAAUGAAGGACCCGAUCCAGCUGCAGGUACGUAAGGCUCAGUCUGGUCUUGGUUCUGGAGUCGUCAUGUCAGUAGAGGAUGCUCCGCUCACCAGAGCCAAAACCCAGAACUUGGAGCGCGUACGGCAACGGUUCUCUGAUGCCUGCCAGGCUGACUCCGCCCAUCCUGAAACAAGCCAAUCACCUAAAACUUUUGUCAAAAGUCAGGACACGGAGUGAUUUAUUGGUCAUUCUUUAAGGCCAUUUUUUGGGUUUGCAAAGAAAAAAACAGGGCGUGGCCAAGAUUUUGGCUAGCUGCACCAGUCAUCACAAUUGACUAAAUGAUAGACGCUCCUUUUGAAGUUGUAGCAGUUUUGUAAAUAGACUUUAGUUCAUUUUAAACAAACAGUGUGUUUUUUGUUCUUUUCAAAAUUCAAAUACAAACAUAAUAUCUUGGACAAAUAAACAAUAAAUGUUUAUAAAACAAUGA
Molecule: messenger RNA, 2318 nt
Organism: Myxocyprinus asiaticus (Chinese sucker)
Lineage: Eukaryota; Metazoa; Chordata; Actinopteri; Cypriniformes; Catostomidae
Product: angiogenic factor with G patch and FHA domains 1-like
Exons: 15
Coding region: 242-2068 (608 amino acids)
Biological process (GO): vasculogenesis
Molecular function (GO): protein binding; nucleic acid binding
Source: RefSeq, a predicted model, not a curated record